CAUCCAACCUCUCCUCCCGUGGAUAGCAAACCACCCGCAAGAACGCAAGAAGCAGAACAGACGGAAGCCUCUCGAACCGUCCAAAUUCCGUCGAAUCCUUCACCCUGCCCUAAUUCCCUCGCCGAAAUCGCGUGAUCCACCUUGCGAUCUCUUGAUUCCCAACAAUGGCCGACAGGGAGAAGGCGGAGGCGGAGGAGUACGAGAGCGACCUCGACGAUGAGCCCCUGCCCGCCCUGCGGCGGCGUGAUGCGGCGAGCGAUGACGAGGGGGAGGAGGACGACGAGGACGGGGGAACGCCCUUGAGGCGGAGGAAGGCCGGAUCCGACGCGGAUUCCGACGGGCAGGGCGCCCCCGAGGUGUACGAUGUUGGCGCCUACGACGAUGGCGAGGAGGAGUACGAGGAAUACGAGGAGGAGAUGUACGAGGAGUUCGAGGAAGGGGGUGGGGGAGGGCGGAGGGUGGCUUCCGAGGCGGUGGCCGCAGCGGGGCAGGAGGAGGGCGAGGCGGGGGGCGGGGAAGUUGGAAAGGUGGAUGAGGCAGCGCCAGGGGAGGAGGAGAAGAAGGGGAACGAGCCCUACGCCGUGCCGACGAGCGGCGCCUUCUACAUGCACGAUGACCGCUUCCAGGAGGGCCGUGGCCGUGGACGUGGACGUCAAAGGAGGAUAGUGAACAGUAGAAAGUUGUGGAGUCCUAAGGACGAUCAAGCCUGGGUCCAUGACAGAUUUGAUGAGAUGGAUUUGCAUGAUUUUCAUGGUGAAAAUCCAAAAAGAAACCAGGGAGGUCGCUUUAGAGGACGUGGUGGUGGACCUGGUGGUAGAACUCGUGAUAUUAGCCGUGGUAAUUUCAGAGGCAACAGAACUCGAACGUACUAUCAUGAUAGUAGCAAGAACUACAGCUAUGUUCCAAAGGACUCUCAUUCUUACCAUGAGAACACCAAGAAUGCUCGAUAUGCUUUGUACGAUAAUGGGAAGAACAGAGUUUCAAAACCAUCUCGUGCUCCCUAUGAUAAUGGCAGAAAUAAUGACAUUGUUCCCAAAGAAUCUCGCGCUUACUAUGGUGAUGGUAAAAGUCAAAAGAAUGCACCAAGAGUAGCUCGAGGAAGAGGCUCCAAGCGUUAUCAACCACGUUUGAGAAGUACAACUGAUACAUCUUCAAUGCAAAAUAAUAAAUCUCAGAGUCUUGAAGACACUUCAUCAAAUACCAACUUGGGACAAAACCAAGCCCAAACAUCAAAUUCUCGACCAGAACAAGCUCAUCCAAUUAAGCAAACCAUUGCCUCAAACUUGAAUUCGGCUUCACCACCAUUUUACCCUUCGCGGUCAUCCAGUCAAGAAUUCUCAGUUAGUCAAGGAAGCAAUGCACAACUUAGUAGUACCUUAUUGAGAGGGAAGGCCUUUGUUCCAUCAGUUGGGCAUGUUGAAGCUGCUAUGAAGGGAAUGAAUAGACCCGCAUUGCAUCCGGUUGCAUUGUCAUCAAAUGGUCCAUUUCCUAUAGACACUAAUCAAGCCAACAGAGAUUAUGUUCAGCCUGCACGUCCAGUUCAACAAAAUCCGGUUCAAUCACCUACACAGUCAGCGCCCAGGAUGCCUGCCCAGAUGUUUGCUGCAAGAUUCAGCAAUAGCAAUAAAAUUUCACCUGUACAACCUACAUCAACAGUUUUGAGUGAUGACACGGAAAUUUCUUCACCCAGCGGAUCAAACAAAUUUGAUUCUCGAUUAACAGUUAAGGGGCAGCCUGGUGACCAAGGAGAAGAGCGUACUUCUUUUCUCUAUGGUGGAGCUCAUGUUCUUGGCACUACAGGGGCAAUGGGCCUUACGCUUGGUGAUCAAAAUUUCCAUGGUACCCCAGCACUGCUGCCAGUUAUGCAGUUUGGAGGUCAGCGUCCAGUUGGGCCUGGUGUUCCUUCAAUUGGUAUGGCUCUGCCAGGAUUUGUGUCUCAACAACAACUUGGUCUCAGCAAUUCUCAGAUGACUUGGCUACCAAUAUUGACCGGUGCCUCCGGAGCCCUAGGAGCACCUUAUGGUUCACCUUAUAUAGCUGUGGAUGGAAACUAUUACCCCCGAACAUCUGAACAAGCAUCUUCAUCAGUUUCUAUCAGAGAUCCUAGUGCAAGUAACGCCUCUUCUCUGUUGAAGUCUCAAGAUAUAACAGAGGUUGCAGGUGAUGAACCCAGUCAACGCCAAAAUAAACCUCGUCGAUAUUCGGAGAUGAACUUUGGCCAAUGAACAUAGUGAUGGUGGUAAUUAAUGAGAGGACUCUGUCUGCUCUGGGUCUAAGACCUGUGCAAGAUUCAGGCCUUCCUGAGUCCUUGCAAUAUUUCACUGUCUGAUGUCUAGCACUUUGGGCUAUCUUGUAUCCCAAAAUGCCAGGUAAAUCUGCUUCUAUUGCACAGCCUCAGAUCCUGUAAUGAUUUGACUUCUGAAAAUUUCUGCUGUAUAUCUUUCUGUUCACAGUUAAAUCUCAGUGAAGUAGUGAAGCACCUGGUCUGAGAUAAUAUUUUUGUUAGUUUAGAUAUUAGACUCAAGGAGCUUAUGAUCUGCUUUCAGUGUUUAUCCACGCUGUUGUUACAGAUUCUGACGAAGUCGACACACAUGUGUAGGCUUGACAGCUGAAGGUCUCCAAACCCUCACUAUGGUCAUUUGCUGUGACUAUUCUUAUGGACUGGGGUUGUUACAUUAUUAGGUGACAUUGUACAUGGCACUACAUCACAUUGUCAAGUGUUCGUCACAUUUGUUGUAAGUGUGAUGGUCAUGCUGGAAAUCAUGAGAGGUCUCUGUUCUGUAAAGCUCGUGUCUCUUGGUACUUGGGUUUGUGCAUGCUCGUGCCUGCCUUCUUGGUUCAUAGGAAUAGGACUCGACCGACUUGCAUCCAUUGUGUCUAUGACUCUAUGUACCUGUAAACUUGUUAUCCGACCCACUGGGUUCAAUAUUUUCUACGACAAUAUUGCGUUUUAGACUUUUAGUAGCUAAUAACAUAGUGGCAUGAUUAAUGGUGCUUGAACGUUCUGUUGGGAUGCCUGCAACUUUAGGCACUUGGCAUUCUGGAGAUUUGUCGCUCGUUUUUUUUUUUGGAUAAUGACACUUUUGGAACAUGCUCCCCUUGUUUUUUUUC
Molecule: messenger RNA, 3111 nt
Organism: Panicum virgatum (switchgrass)
Lineage: Eukaryota; Viridiplantae; Streptophyta; Magnoliopsida; Poales; Poaceae
Product: protein MLN51 homolog
Exons: 10
Coding region: 165-2225 (686 amino acids)
Biological process (GO): mRNA processing
Cellular component (GO): exon-exon junction complex
Molecular function (GO): mRNA binding
Source: RefSeq, a predicted model, not a curated record